AUGAUCAAUAAUAUCUUAAUUAUUAAUCAUCUUUUUAAUAUUUAAACUAUUUUCAUUAUUAACAAACCAUAAAUAUCGAAGCAUUAUUAUAUCAAUAACUAUGCUAUAUUUAUAUAUUUAAAAUUACGCAUCACUUAUAAAUUAGUAAAAUUUAUUUCUUAAUAUAUUAGAUUGUUUUCUAUUUUAGCUGUGAGAAGGAUUUCUUAAAUAGACUAUAUUUAAGGAGAUGUAUCAUUACUAUAUAGAUCGAAUUCUCACAUUAAAUGGAUAUUUGGAUUUGUAGUACCCGGAUCUAUAAUAUUAGCAUUUAUAUUACCUUUUUGUAUGUUCAACUUUGUUCAUUUUAAGAAGGGCAAAGUUAAUAAAAUUUAAUAUAGAUGAUAAAUUGGGUAUUUAUUUAAUGAAUAUACUGCAAAAACCUACUUUUGGGAAUGGAUUAAACUAUGUAAGAAACCCAUUUAAAUUAUAAUACUGAUUUAUUUUGAAACUGAUAUAUUUUUAAAAGCUUCAUUAUUAGGAUUGUUUUUAUUGAUUUAUUAAUUCUUAUCCUAACACUUUAAACCAUACAUCCUUCAAAGAUUUAAUAUUUUGGAUAUAUAGGCUGGCUAACUUUCCUGUGGUGCAAUAUUCCUAGCUGCUGUGAAAUAUAUAUGCGAAUAUUAAGAAAAUUAUUUAAUAUCAGGUGUCAUUCAAACUAUUAUAAUAUUGAUCAGCUUAAUAUUGAGCUAUCCAUUUGUUUAAAAUAUUCCAAAGGUUUAUUACAAAAAGUUUAAACCACAAAUUUUAUCAUCCUUGCUUUCCAUAUUCCUUGCCGCUCAACCUAAUUCUAAAUAUAUAAAAUAAUUAUCAACAAAUCUAACACUUAUUCGAUAUCGAAUUAAGUUUAAAUAUAUAACUGUAAAAAGAAGAGAAUGUUAAAAAUAAUUUUUCAAAAUUAAGAAAAGCUUUUUUAAAAAAGAAGUAUAAUGA
Messenger RNA from Paramecium primaurelia, 969 nucleotides. Lineage: Eukaryota; Ciliophora; Oligohymenophorea; Peniculida; Parameciidae. The record is from the annotation of a GenBank genome assembly.